UUUUUUUUUUCUAUUUUUCAACGCGGAAUGCAAAGUACACGCAGCCAAUAACAGCAUGGAAAAAGCGUCUGAUUCUGAAUUGAUUGCAUUUUGCUUCGAUAAGCAUUUGUUAUCUCUCCGUGAGCGGAGGCAGCUUGGUUUUUUUUGAUAAGGAAGUAAAAACUGACUAAAAUAAAAGUAAAUAUACAUUUUAUCCUUUUUUUUGUUUGUUUUGUGUAGGCAGCUGUUUUUCCUAGGGAAUCGAGCGAGAUCGAAUAUGGCUUCUCCACCACCUAGGAUCGUCGAUCCCGAGAAUGUUGGCGGCCUCAUCAACAGAGUCAUGGCCCGCCAUCAACUAAAACCCCAGAAUAUCAAAAAAGCCAACAGGGCAUUCGUGGUACAUGGCAGGGGAGAGUUCUGCUGCAAUUUCUGCGCUAAUUCAUGGGAGUCUUUUUUCUCGUGGAUUCAAGUGGACCUCUUGGAUCAGAGGAUUACGUACAGGUGGAAGAUGAAAUGUAAAUUGUGCUGCGCCAAUCCCAGGCAUAUAGGUGUCGAACCCACUUUUGAUUUGGAAGAAACAGAAAAGCUGGUAGAAAAAGCAAUUUACACGUAUAAAGGAGAACGAUAUCCUAGAGGCACUGCCUACAGAGGUUCCCGAAUUCCGCAUCCCAACAUCCUUUGUGAAAAAUGUCUCUGGGGCCAAACACAAUGCUGGUUGGCUAUUCAUCGUUAAAAUAGCACCUUUCACAUCACCAUCAUCAUGAAAGCGCCCACUCGUCAUUCCAAUGAAGAUUCAUCAACUUUCUGUUAAAAAUAUUAUUCUUCAUUGUUAAAAUUCUUCUUUUUCCAAUUUUUUUUAAAUACUCAUUUUUUUUAAUAAAAAUGUUUAUUUUAAUAUGUAAAUUAUGCGC
Argiope bruennichi is the source of this 890-nucleotide messenger RNA. RefSeq lists its product as uncharacterized. The record is from RefSeq and is a predicted model, not a curated record. The coding region runs from base 257 to 712 and encodes 151 amino acids. Lineage: Eukaryota; Metazoa; Arthropoda; Arachnida; Araneae; Araneidae. The transcript is spliced from 2 exons.